GCCAAGAUGGCGGCACCCGGGCGGCAGACACGCAGCUUGCUCGGGCUAGCGGCAAAUCUGGGCCCAGGCUUCCGUACCUACCGGGCGCCACCACCCCCGCGCCACUCGCCGGGGCCCUGGUGGCCGAAUCCGGAUGACCCACUGACUCCACGCUGGCAGCUGGGGCCGCGCUAUGUAGCCAAGCAGUUCGCGCGGCACGGCGCAGCCUCUGGGGUGGCUGCCGGUUUGCUGUGGCCGUCGCAGGAACAGUUGCGGGAGCUGGAGGCUGAGGAGAGCGAAUGGUACCCAAGCCUGGCGGCCAUGCAGGACUCAGUGCGGGUGCAGCAGCUAGCCGAGGAACAGAAGCGUAAGGCCAGGGAACAGCUUAUUGCAGAGAGCAUGGCCAAGAUGCCACAGAUGAUUGAGAACUGGAGGCAGCAGCAGCAGGAGCGCAGAGAGAAGGAGAAAGCAGACAAGGAGCGACGGGCCCGGCUGCAGGCAGAGGCCCAGGAGCGCCUGGGCUAUCACGUGGACCCAAGGAGUGCCCGAUUCCAGGAGCUGCUGCAGGACCUGGAGAAGCAGCAGCGCAAGCGCCUCAAGGAGGAAAAACAAAGACAAAAGAAGGAGGCGCGGGCUGCUGCAAUAGCUGCCACUGCAGCCUCCACGGCACCUAGCUCCUGAGCCUUUUCUUCUCAAUAAAACCUGCUGCCAAAGCGCC
Messenger RNA from Molossus molossus (Pallas's mastiff bat), 697 nucleotides. RefSeq names its product GADD45G interacting protein 1 (gene GADD45GIP1). Gene Ontology annotation, cellular component: nucleus. NCBI's taxonomy places the organism in Eukaryota, Metazoa, Chordata, Mammalia, Chiroptera, Molossidae. Bases 7 to 660 code for a protein of 217 amino acids. The transcript has 2 exons. The record is from RefSeq and is a predicted model, not a curated record.